Messenger RNA from Lagopus muta (rock ptarmigan), 3286 nucleotides. RefSeq names its product solute carrier family 25 member 15 (gene SLC25A15). Lineage: Eukaryota; Metazoa; Chordata; Aves; Galliformes; Phasianidae. Gene Ontology annotation, biological process: mitochondrial L-ornithine transmembrane transport. The record is from RefSeq and is a predicted model, not a curated record. Gene Ontology annotation, molecular function: L-ornithine transmembrane transporter activity. Bases 336 to 1241 code for a protein of 301 amino acids. The transcript is spliced from 8 exons.
CCGCACGACAGAGGGCGCGGGGAAGGCCGCCGGGGACACCGCGUCCCGCCCACCGCCCGCCCGGCCCGUGCCUUCCCGGGGCCGCGGGGGGGGCCGCGCCGCCUUACCCCGUCGCCUAAAUAAGGGCGGCGGCGGGGCGGUUGGGCGCUGCGGUCCGAGCUCAGGGUUUGCUGUAGAAGUGGCAGAACGGUCGUUAAUUCGGCAUGUCCACGAGCAGUUUGUAAUAGGGUCGUGUAAUCACAAAGACGACGCAGGAGUAGGGGGAAAAUAUCUUGACGCCUUCCAGGAAUCUGGAGACUUUUCACUCUGCAGUAAUCAAUAAACAAGUGUGAAGCAUGAGGAUCAACUCUGCUCUUCAGGCUGCUAUUGAUCUCACAGCAGGAGCUGCAGGUGGGACAGCCUGCGUGGUGACUGGCCAGCCCUUCGACACAGCAAAGGUGAAGAUGCAGACGUUCCCUGACAUGUACAAAGGAAUUGUUGACUGUUUUGUGAAAACCUACAAACAAGUGGGAUUUCGAGGCUUCUACAAGGGGACCACACCUGCUCUGGUAGCCAACGUUGCAGAGAACUCUGUUCUUUUCAUGUGCUAUGGGUUCUGCCAACAAAUUGUGCGGAAAAUUGUUGGAGUAGACAGGAAAACAAAGCUCAGUGACCUACAGAACGCUGCCGCGGGCUCCUUCGCCUCUGCCUUUGCCGCACUUGCCCUGUGCCCCACAGAGCUGGUGAAGUGCCGGCUGCAGGCCAUGCACGAAAUGCAGUUGUCGGGGAAGAUAACGCAGGGGCAGAAUACAGUUUGGGCAGUAGUGAAGAGCGUUAUCCAAAGGGAUGGCCCCCUCGGGUUCUACCGCGGCCUGUCGAGCACCUUGCUGCGGGAAGUCCCCGGCUAUUUCUUCUUCUUUGGGGGGUAUGAACUGAGCCGGACGUUCUUUGCCUCUGGGAGAUCGAAAGAUGAAUUGGGUCCCAUUCCUUUGCUGCUCAGCGGAGGUUUUGGAGGCAGCUGUCUGUGGAUUGCUGUGUAUCCUGUGGACUGUGUCAAAUCUAGAAUUCAGGUUCUGUCAAUGACUGGAAAGCAAGCGGGCUUCAUGGGAACAUUUGUAACUGUUGUGAGAACUGAAGGUGUACUUGCCUUGUAUUCUGGACUAAAGCCAACUAUGAUCCGUGCAUUCCUGGCCAAUGGGGCACUGUUCCUUGCCUAUGAGUACAGUCGGAAACUUAUGAUGAAACAGAUAGAUUCUUACUGAUGCCUUCUAGGAAACAGAUCAACCCUUUAAAUAAACAAUCAAAAAGGACUCAUCAUGAUCUGAGAGCAUUACCAGAUCACUGACUUGAUUUUAGGAACUCAAUUCCAGUUUAGGAUUUGUAAUCUUUUAAAUUCAGAUGAUUUUUAUGGAGAGGUGUAUAUGCUUCUUGAAUUGAGCUGGCAGGACUGUCUCCAUCUUGCAGGUUCUGCACUGGGUAUGCUGCACAUCAUAAAUGCCUGCCUGUAAUGGUGCUAAAAAGACACAUUGGUUUUCAAUGUUACAGACAGAACAGGCUGUGAUUUAAGAGGAGCAUUGCUUUAGAGCCUGUGCUGUGACUGCUGCAUUUCCCAUUUCUUGCUAGCAGUAUCUGAUUCCAAGUAAUUCCAAUCUUGUCUAAUCUUACUGAGUGCGGCUGUCACUUUCUAGCUCCCUUCCACCCUAUGACUGUCUAUGAUUGUUGCAGCUGGUUCCUGACUUCGUACUCUGACACACUGAUGGCCUUAGAGAAGCUAGAAGCUUUCACCCCCUGCUUUUACAGUCCUAUGAUCUAGAGCUGAGGUAGGGUUGCAUUUGAGGUGAAAUAUGAAGUUUCUGGGUGUAAGGAGACAAGGGAGCAUUUGUGACAAUUGUUUGCUGCAGGCAGUGCUAAAGUAUUAUAAAUGUCACUGAACUAAACUAACAUAGGAGGGCUACUGGAAACAGCUGCUUGUUCAAAGCAUGGAGUUGUAAUGUGCGAGCUCAGGGUUGGGUCACCUUGAUGUAGAUGAGCCUGUGCUGGAAGGAGAGGAAGCUGAAGAGGAAGAAAAAGCCGGAGCCAAGUUCUUGAAGACAGCUGAUACCAUGGGCUUCAAUGUACGUCAACUGGAGUCCUGCCACAUGUGCCACUUGCUGCAGCUCUUCAGUUAAGUGGAAAGCACUUGUCUCGGGCCAUUCACAUCACCCUCAGGACUGAAGGACACAUAUGCUUUCUCCUGGCAUUUGCUUAAAUGUGCAACUUAAGGCCAGUUAGUGUUACCCAAAAUGAGAUUGUAGCACCUACUUUUCUAGUUGCUUCCUUCCUUCUCUUUAAGAAAGCAGCCUACUGCCAAGCCUGGAUGAAGACAAAGCAAAUCUCAGUACAGUUCACAAAUCAAACCUGGAGGUGCUGAGAGAGAUGUUACCUAUGUGAUGGUGUGACAUACUCACCCUUUGGACACAGCCACCUUCUUGGCUAGCAGCACUUUGACACAUCACAUAGAAAUUAGCACCUAGAACAUGCCAGUAAGUGGCAGUUUCAUGCUACAGCCUGUUUCAUAUCCCCAGAAAGAGGAAAAAGCUGUAGACACAGAGAAAAACAUCUCACUGCCUCUUGUGAUGGAGUCCAAGUACAGUGGAAGGGGCUACUAGUCUCUGGUGGAAGGUGGUUACUGCAGGUCCACAGACCCUUUUUGUUUCUUCAGCCUUCAGGAGCAGCACAAACCACUCUCACCUGAGGAGCAGUUACAAACAGUGCAUGGCUGAAGAGGCUGUAGUGUCUAUUGCACAACUUUACCUCAACUCACUGGUACCUGUGGCAGUAACACUGCACAGUCAGUUCUUUAAAAAGGAGCUUGUGGCAAAGGCUUGAAUAAUUCAGGUACAAGGGUUGGAUUUCAGGAGUCUUAAGCUUCCUGCUUUCUGAAGUUGUUUAUCCAAGAGAAACAAUAUCAAAUGUCAUUAUUAUUACAACUGCAUACAAAGAUAACAGAAUCCAUACCAGGGGAAUACUGAAAUCUAUGUCUUAGAUUUGUCUUUGCUUUCAUUGUAUAAAGCUCAGUUGCAAUAUCUAAUUACUAAUAAUAAAAAAAAAAAGCUUCAAGAGAAGCAGGAGUUUCAGAACCACUGACAGCAGGAAGUUGGUGACAUGAACAGAGUUUACCUUUCAGGGUUGAACCAAGCAGUAACUUCUACAGCUGCAAUUAAGCUGCACAUGUGUAUGGGUUGUUCAGCUGAGAACUUCAUAAUGUUGUUACAGGAAUCCAUAGCAAUAAAGUUUGAUUCAACUGAGCAGCAGGCUUUGCCCUUCA